AUGGAUGCGCUCGGGAACCCCCUCAUGCAGCGCGCACGCACCUUGGGCCAUCGGUUCUUUCACCGUUUUGGAAUUCACUGCGCGACGCAUCAAAUUCGAGUCAUUCUCAUCUCUGCUAUUGUCAUUACAUCCCUCUUUUAUCCCGCCCUCGCUAUAUACUCCUCGUCUCAACCGCGCUUUCUAGCUCACUUCUCGUCUCAAAUCCUUGACCCUUUCAUUGCCGCGAAUGCCAUCUCAAGCUACUAUGCACAGCAUGAUCUAUGGAAUGUCUGGUCCGGCCAUGUCAACCUCCAUGUCCGGGAGGACUCCGUCGCGCGCGCUCGGUGCGGCGUCGAGCAGACCUUGCGAGUCGAACGCGUCCUGAUUCAUAGCUCCGGUAUCGAGGACACCGGUGCUCUUAACCACCAAAUUCUUCUGUCGACACUGAACGUCGAGCGCCGGAUCGGGCAGCAGCUAACUGCCCAGCACAUUCCCUGUCUCAGGGGCCCGGACCGAAAAUGUCUUGUCAUAAGCCCGCUGGAAUUCUGGCACCACGACGAGAAAUUACUCAUGUAUGAUCAAGACAUCCUUGAAGUGCUCAAUUUGUCAAAUAAUGUAUCUAUUGCUGGCGUGCCGAUUCUGCCUCAGAUGGUUCUGGCGGGACGUGAAAUGGACGAAUAUUCGACGUCAAAAGUCAACUUCGCCAUGUUCCUCGUUCUCACGUAUUUCUUUCCGGAAACAGACUGUCUUGGCAAUUCUGGUCAUUUCGCUUGGCUGGAGACCUUGGAGAGUGCUGCGAAGGCGCAUGCAGAGCUGAUGACGGAGGCACAGGAGCCAAAACUCAUCGCUCUCGAGUACAAAACCAACCCAUCUUCCUCAUCUGGGUCUUCUCUCCUAACAAGUUUCCUCUAUUUCGCAUAUCUUGUCUUCGCUGCCCUUUUCAUGUCAUCUAUGCGAACAGGGCUUCCUGUACACAAUCGUAUCGGUCUCAUUCUGACAGGCGUUGUCGAGCUGUUGGUAAGUACCAUCACCAGUCUCAGCGUAUGCGCUUUGGCCGGUUUCAAAGUCACAAUGGUUCCCUGGGAACUAUUUCCUCUUGUUGUAAUCUUCAUUGGGUCCGAAAACAUGUUCAGAUUGGUGGAGGCUGUCGUCAGGACCUCGGUUGCCUUACCCGUCAAAGAACGCAUCGCUGAAGGACUUAGCCGCGCUGGCACCUCCAAUUCGCUCAAAGUGCUCACGUACAACAUUAUUCUAGGGGUCAUCGCCUUCUUCUCCCACGGUGCCAUACGUCAAUUUUGCGCGUUCGCCAUCGUCGUCCUUGUCGCACAUUGGUUCCUGGUUCACACAUUCUUCGUUGCAGUCCUGUCCAUCGAUCUGCAGCGUCUAGAGUUAGAAGAGCUAUUACAGCAGGAUGCGAGCUUGGCCCCCGCUGUUCCUGUGUCGGAUACCAGACCGCCAAAGUCGCGGCCGAGCUCUGCAUGGAUGAAUGUCAUGGCUUCGGUUAGGGGCAUGCUGCAAGGUCGGGCUGCAAAGAAUGUCAGCCUGGUAGUACUACUCGCGACGGCGGCGACUCUAUAUUUUACGACCUAUCCUGCCGUGCGGACGAAGGAAGAUCCACGGCUUCCCCUCAGUCGCGGCAGUGCGUUCUCGCGGCAUAACAACACGCUUCAGGAUGUGUCGCAGACAAAUUCUCCUGCAUGGCGUACAUGGCGCAUGCUCGGUGCAGCCGAAGAUCCGCUCAUUCAUCUCCGCCUUGAAUCACCUACCAUUCUUAUGUUUUACCCGGCCGACGCGAGUCAAACGUCCGCCCAGCAGCUGCGUCCUCCACUCACUUACCGGCAUAGACUGACGACGUCACGAGUUUUACGAACCGUCACCUGGAUGGUCCGUAUCGUGAUUCUACCAAUCGCUGCUACAGUCGGCCUUUUAUAUGGUCUCUUGCUCUACCUCCUCAAGGAUGCCGAGCGACUAGAGGCACAACGGAACCGCUCAGAGCCUGAUAUGAAAGAUAAAGCGGAGGAAGACGCGGUGGAAGACACCAUAUCGUUUACAACAUUACCGCGUGCGCUGUCUACAGAUGUAGAGCUGAUCGCGGCGAACAAGGAUGGGAGUAUGGUAGCCAUGGUGGGUCUGGAAAACGAGAUCGUGCUGUGGUUUUCGGACAAGCAAUCCCAUACGUCGAUCGAUGCGACGGAUGUGCUCCUUGGCAGCGCAAGCACAUCCAAAGCAGCAUCUGCUAUCACCGCUCUGGCGGUCAACGACACAGGGACAUUCUGUGCAGUUGGGACCGGCGCGGGCGUCAUUGCGCUCUGGGCGAUCGGGAACGGAACAAUUAGGUCACUGCCGAACCUCGUCUUGCAGACAACUUCGUCCGCGAUCGUCGAUCUCCAGUUUCUCAACACGUUCUCUUCGGGUACCAUCACGCCUGGCCGUAUCGGCUCUCUCGUGCCUCCGGAGACACCUGCGAUCAUCGCCGCAUCCUAUGAAAACGGCAUGAUCGCGAAAUGGGACACGAGCUCGCCAGAGAGCCCGCUGAACAUCCUCCCGUCGCGGCCGGGGCUUGUCAUCUCCUCGUCGCUUCUUCGCCUCCCAGAUACCGAUCGACUUAUCGCCGCGUUCCCGAUGGGAGACGGGAUGGUUGAGUUGUCCGAGAUCACGUCUUCGGCAACACUGCUUCUGUGUGCAGACUGCCGCCUUCAAGCAGGCAAUCCGGCGGACUAUGUCACGAAGGUGUACGCGAGCUGUGUCAAAUCGGGCGAUACGCGACAUCUGAUCAUCGGUGCUGCGACGCAGGCCGGUGUGGUAUCGCUGUGGGACGGCGAGACGGGCGAGUGCAUCUCUGUGCUCGACGAUGUACAUGGCCAGAUCAACAAUCUUCGCAUUUGUCCGGUGUACUGUAAAUCCUGCCCGCAUUGUGGCGAGCUGCCAAUGGACAGCUUCACCGUGUCGUUCUCGGUCGGCCACAACGUCGUUUUCUAUCGCGUAUAUAUGUCCACCGAUACCCGCCGAUGUACGUGCACGCACAAUCAACCCCAGGUGCAGCCGUCCUGGAAUACGGGACGAGGAAGGCGCUCGCGGAGCACCAGUUUCGCUUCAACCUCCAGCGGGCUCUCGCGCUCACGUCAUUCGUCCAUUUCGGAGAACCAGACACCAGAUGCGCAGAAACCCGCCUAUCCAAUAUCAGGACAUGGCGUCCUCAAGCGCCGAGGAUCAGAGAAGGACUUCCGACGGCAUCUGGAUGCUCUUCCGGUCUCCUUCGACAACGAGGAGGGCGAGAUGGCCGUGGGGCCGCUGGACGUGUCGCCGUUGGGCGGGUCAUCGCUGUCGAAGUUGAGAGAUCUGGUGGUGGUGAGAACGGCGGACGCGACGUUUGAGAGGGGGAGCUGGGAUGUGGUGGACGAUCGCAUUGUGGGCGUGCGCAGGAAGCCAAGGAUGUCAACCACAAGAGGAGGGUCUGGGCGGUCGCACCUACCUCAAGAUACCCACAGGGGCCUUAGCGCCUCGGCCUUAGAACGAUGGGAAGUAUGGACGUUCGACCCUUCGACGACGGGCUUCCACGUCUCUCCUCUCGCGGCCUUGGAGCAUCGCGACCACGACCACGACCGCUCAAGUACGACGGUGACGCCUUCGACAUCGCAUAUGCCAAGCCGGCGGCCUUCGUUCUCGUCUGACCGUUCGAGUCGCGCCCGCGACACUAUACCGCGGCUGCCGUUCACACGUGUAUCGCCGUUCGUGAGCGGAUAUUCGUAUUGCUUGGCUGGGUUCGGCAACACCGUGGGCCUGUUGUCCAUUGCGCCGUGCAGUAAUCUAGAGCGCACCUUGUCUAUGCGAUUGGCGAGCAAAUUGACCGAGAAGGACCGAGCAUGA
This is a messenger RNA of Heterobasidion irregulare TC 32-1, 3846 nucleotides long. RefSeq lists its product as uncharacterized. The record is from RefSeq and is a predicted model, not a curated record. The transcript has 6 exons. Gene Ontology annotation, molecular function: protein binding; sterol binding. Lineage: Eukaryota; Fungi; Basidiomycota; Agaricomycetes; Russulales; Bondarzewiaceae. Gene Ontology annotation, cellular component: Golgi membrane; endoplasmic reticulum membrane. Gene Ontology annotation, biological process: SREBP signaling pathway. Bases 1 to 3846 code for a protein of 1281 amino acids.